AUGGCGGUCUCGCCUCUAGCUCCUCAGUCGUUCCAAAGCCGAGCCAGCGAGGAAGUUGCUGAUCGUGAGAUUACGGAACAGAUGAAUGAUGAGGUCAGGCACAAGUACAUAAAAGCGAAGAAACUAGGAGAAGGUACAUACGCUGUAGUUUAUCUCGGGCACAUCCGGACGGAUCCCACAUCAUUUGUGGCUAUAAAAAAAAUCAAAGUCAACACGGAGUACAGAGAUGGACUUUCCAUGGACGCAAUUCGCGAAGUUAAAUAUCUCCAGGAACUCUCCCACCCCAAUGUCAUCGCGCUCCAUGACGUAUUCUCGUCAAAGGACCAAAAUCUCAACCUUGUUUUAGAAUACCUACCACGCGGUGAUUUGGAGAUGCUCAUCAAAGACAGCGAUAUACAUUAUGGCGCUGCUGAUGUGAAAGCAUGGAUGGGGAUGUUGACCAGGGGGAUCUGGUUUUGUCACGAGAACUUUGUCUUGCAUCGAGAUAUCAAGCCGAACAAUUUGCUUAUCGCCUCGGAUGGGGAAGUCAAGUUGGCGGAUUUCGGUCUGGCAAGGUCAUUUGCGGACCCUUAUUCGAACAUGACGCACCAAGUCAUUACACGAUGGUACCGGCCGCCUGAACUUCUCUAUGGUGCUCGGCAAUACUCUGGCGCUGUAGAUAUAUGGUCUGUGGGGAUGGUAUUCGCUGAACUCCUUCUACGAGUGCCGUUUGUCGCCGGGAACUCUGAUCUUGAUCAAAUUACUAAAAUCUGCGAAGCUUUUGGCACGCCAACCGAAGAGAACUGGCCUGGCGUGUCAAAGCUACCGAAUUUUAUCCCUGCGGAUAAUAAUCAUACCGUGCCAACGCAAGGCCGAGAGUUCUUCCUCAGGCAAUUCCCGACAGCUGGUUCUGUCGGCGCAGAUUUACUCAUGUCUAUGUGUUCCUUGGAUCCAAGGAAGAGAAGCACUGCAUACCAAGCCCUUCAGCACAGCUGGUGGACCGCAGAACCCAGGCCAACGAAUAAGGAAUACCUUCCACGAAAAUCUGGUGGCACAAGGAAAAUGGGAGACGACUUGACGAGGCGCGGCGGGGAGCUCGAUGAUCAGUUCAAGAAUGCUGCUCGGCAAUUGGAUUUCGGCUCCAUGAAGGGGUAG
Molecule: messenger RNA, 1134 nt
Organism: Aspergillus mulundensis
Lineage: Eukaryota; Fungi; Ascomycota; Eurotiomycetes; Eurotiales; Aspergillaceae
Gene: kin28
Product: TFIIH complex serine/threonine-protein kinase subunit KIN28
Exons: 2
Coding region: 1-1134 (377 amino acids)
Biological process (GO): protein phosphorylation; positive regulation of transcription by RNA polymerase II
Cellular component (GO): cytoplasm; transcription factor TFIIK complex; nucleus
Molecular function (GO): ATP binding; RNA polymerase II CTD heptapeptide repeat kinase activity; cyclin-dependent protein serine/threonine kinase activity
Source: RefSeq, a predicted model, not a curated record